Strongylus vulgaris is the source of this 876-nucleotide messenger RNA. The record is from the annotation of a GenBank genome assembly. Lineage: Eukaryota; Metazoa; Nematoda; Chromadorea; Rhabditida; Strongylidae.
AUGGACGAUCGGUCUGUUCUUCACUAUGAACUCGGAUUCUAUGAAAAAAGUGGAGACAACUGUUUUCGCGGCACGUUAACCUUCGCAUUGCGUUACGAUUUCAUCCAUCGGGUGUUAAUGUUGCACGUUCUCAGAGCAAAUCACCUGCCCGUUGAGGAAAAAGGUAGAACUGUUGAUCCAUAUGUGAAGAUGUAUCUGCUCCCAGAAAGGAGAAAUCAUUGUAAGACAAGAAUCUGCAAGAAAACUAUGGAUCCAGAUUUCAACGAGAUGUUCUCGUUUGAUGUUCCUUUCAAUAGUUUGUCCGGAAGAAUGCUACAGUUCACAGUCUACGACUUUGACAGAUUCACUCGACAUGGUUUAAUAGGAAAUGUAAUUAUGCGAGAUUUGUUUGAUAAAAGCGAUUUGUAUACAUGGACAGAAUAUACUAUGCAGAUUGUCGGUAGCCAAGAGAAGAAUGAUUUUGGAGACUUGUUACUGUACCUCCUAUAUUCGCCAAACGAGCAGAAAUUAUUUGUUACUGUUGCCAAAGCAUAUAACCUCCGACCAAUGGACAUCACUGGCGCUUCUGAUCCCUAUGUGAAAGUGGAACAGGUAUAUCGAGGAAAGCGUGUGAAAUUGCGUAAAUCAACAUGCAAGCGCGCAAAUCUUAACCCAGUGUAUCAUGAAACGUUGGAGUAUGAUCUACCAUUAAGUCAAGUGGCUGAGACAAACUUUUUGGUCCAGGUCAUGGAUUGGGAUAGAAUUGGGAAGGAUGAUCUACUCGGAUGCUGCGUGCUAGGCAAAGAUAGUCCGACUGUGGAAGGACGUACUCAAUGGGAAAACUGCUUCCUUUCGCUUGCUCAUACUGAUGUUAAUGGUCAUAAUGUAAGCACUUAA